AUGUCGCUGUGCAUGACCUCACAUCGCUGCCUGCUGGCCCUACCAGUGAUCUCACUCCUGCUGCUCUCCUCUUCUAUUGGUUGGAGCUCCGAUGUCCUCACCCCAGGCUGUCACCUUUACCCCUUCAACGUGACCAUCCGCAGCGACCGUCGCGGCACAUGUAAAGGCACCCAUCUGGUCUACGCCUGCGUGGGCUACUGUGAGUCCAGUGCCUUUCCAUCCAGAUACUCGGUACUGGUGGCCUCCAACUUCACCCACAACAUCACUUCCACUUCACGAUGCUGCACCAUUAGCAAGGACGCCAAGGUCAAAGUUCGCCUGGACUGCCCGCAGGGUCGUCACCAUGACGAAAUAGAGAUCCUGACAGCGAAGGCGUGUCGCUGUGACAUGUGCCGAAAAUCACGCUAUUGA
Messenger RNA from Neolamprologus brichardi, 411 nucleotides. It is a transcript of the gene gpha2, whose product is annotated as glycoprotein hormone subunit alpha 2. Gene Ontology annotation, molecular function: hormone activity; hormone receptor binding. Gene Ontology annotation, cellular component: extracellular region. The record is from RefSeq and is a predicted model, not a curated record. Lineage: Eukaryota; Metazoa; Chordata; Actinopteri; Cichliformes; Cichlidae. Gene Ontology annotation, biological process: cell surface receptor signaling pathway.